UGACAGCAUGACGGGAAAUGUGCGGCUCCUUGUAUCCUGAAUUAAGCGCUUCAAAAUAAUCAAUCCCAUUUAUCACAAUAAAGAUGCUUAUAAUUCCUUUUUGCUUGCAUUUCGCUGCGUUUGAAUCUUUGUAGUGCUUGGUGCGGCAUAGUAUCCUCACAGAAGAAUCAGAAGAUCAGAAAAUGGUUCUGAUCAAUCAUCGGUUGUUGUCUCAUCUUUAAUUUUUCAUGAUAAUUAUGGCUGCCGAUAACGAAGCAAUUUUUCAGUAUUACACCAUCAUAAACCAAGAUGAGAUUCCGCAAACUGAAGGAAAUACUGAUCAGCAGCUUGUCCUCUUGACCAUUGACCCAGAUCCUUUCCUGAUCAAUGGAGAAUCUAAUGUUAAUCCAGCCGCCACUUUAGAUUUUACAGCAAGUGGGGCCUCCAGUGAACUGCAGGGAUAUGAAGAAAAUCAGGCUCUGCAAACAAUUCCCGUUAAGAUUAUUACUGUACAAGAUGGAACAGUUUUCAUGGCAUCCGAGGAUGAACCCCUUGAAACUAUAGAGCCACAUCUAAUAACUGGGGGUUAUGAGGAAUCAACAAGUCAGGAGGUAAAUUAUAUGGAACCCAAGAUGGAACAAGACACAAAUGAAAAUGAAGAGCAAGAUACUGAAGAUGAGCCACUAUAUAGCAAUCUAGAUAAUGAUGGUCAGUGCAACCUAUUUCAAAUAAUCGACGAUAAUAACUGCACCCAGCUAUUUCAAUUCUUCUGUGAUGAUGAGAACAAGUCCGAGGACGAAUCCGAAGACGUUCAGGUGCCGCCGGAAAAAGAGAAGCCGUUUUUGUGCGUAUACGAAGGAUGCGACAGGGCGUAUACAGCACUGAAUUACUUGAAUGUUCAUAUGAGGACUCAUCACAUAAACCACAAGCCGUACAAGUGCAAAGAAAAAGGCUGCAAGAAAAGAUUUGCGACAAAUUAUUCGUUGAAAGCCCACACGCGCACUCACACCGGAGAGAAGCCUUAUGGUUGCUACAUGUGCAUGAAAAGCUUCAAGACGUCUGGAGAUCUGGCAAAGCAUGUUAGGAUCCAUACAGGUGAAAAGCCGUUUGUGUGUCCGGUGGAAGACUGUGGUAGAUCGUUUACCACGUCCAACAUCAGAAAAAUCCACAUAAGAUCGCAUACGGGCGAGCGACCUUUCGUUUGCAAACACGAGAAUUGCGGUAAAGCGUUUGCCUCGUUGACAAACUACAAAAACCACGUGAGGAUUCAUACGGGAGAAAAGCCGUUCAUAUGCAGCAUUGAGGGUUGUGAGAAAAGAUUCACAGAAUACUCUUCGCUGUACAAACAUCAAACCGUCCACCAAACGGAACGGCCUGUAUCGUGUUGCUAUUGCAGCCAAACAUUUAAACAGGUAUCCAGCAUGAAUCUCCACAAGAGACUGAAACACAACCUGGUGAUAUGUAGAGAUGGCACAGCUGUGGUCAUUGAUAUAUAAAGUAGCCCUUGUCAUAAGGAAGAAUGAUUUAAUGCUGGAAUAUUAGAUGUACUGGAAAGUUCUGUCCAUUUUCAACUCGAAGGAAAAUAAGAAGUGUUCAUACCUUGGUGAAAGUUUAAUGAAUAAUAUGAGGUCCUUCGCAUUUAUCAUCUCAUGAUAUGGAAAAAGUUAAAGGAUCAAGUAAAAAUUGUAAGUUUUCAGUGAUUCUUCGAAGUGCUAUCUCAGUAAAGACUAGUCGUAUUGAGGUUCUAAGAGUCAAACAUUGUUUUUUACGGAAGUGUGAUUAAAAAGUGCAUCUUUUAUACCCUUAUUUAGGUCCAUGGAUUUGGAAAAGGUUUUUCCGUUUAACGAUAACCUGCCUAUUCAACUUCAAUUUUCAAAAGCUUGAUACUACCAUUUCUUGUCGAGAUAUCGAAUUUUUAAUAAAAAGAUACCCCCUUGGCUAUGAUCAUCGAUAUAUCCCAAAAACCAAUCCUGGUACAGAAAAUUUAAUUUUCUAACUGGAUCAAUGAUCGUCAUCGGAAAAACUGUUUUCCGUCCUUCAGAUGCACUGGAAAAGCAGGGAAAAGAUGAUUUUAUGGAAAAACCAAGUGCUAGAUGGCAAAUAUUGACAAAAUGUUGAACAGACUUAUGCAGCUCCAUGUACUCACAAUAAUCCUGCAGUUUCUUUUUUUUGUUCAAAAAUCAAAAAUUUGGAAAGUCAAAGCCAAAAGCUUUAAAAUUGAAAGCACCUGUUUUGGUCUUUUUCCACAUUUUUCUUACAAAAAGCCUAAACAAAUUAACAAGACUAUAUUUCAAUAAUUUGAACGCUUUUUGUGAAGAAAAUGUGUAAAAUGUUCAAAAUAAAUCUUCCUUUUAACGUUUUUAUCAGGUAUAAACGUGAUCCUUCAAUUUUGAAGGUUCAAAACGUCUGGGUAGAUCUAAGUGAAAUUUUUAGUUUCCCAAAAAAAAAAACAUGAAUUACCCCUUUUUCCUACUCUUUUUCCAGCCGAUACGAAAGAAAUAUUUCAUAAAUUAUCAUUGAUCCACUUAGAGAAUCCAUUCCUUAGAAAUCACUCUUAGAUUUUCUAUAUUAUUUAUUGUUUCCUGAGAUAUCGAUAAUUAAAGCCAAAAUGGUUCUUUUUUUAAGUUCAGUAUCUCAACAAGAAAUGGUCGUAUCGAGGUUUUGGAAAAAGCAAAUUGAGGCAAAAUAAACAGAGUUCAUUCAAUCAUAUAAAAAAAAUUGCAAUUUUUUUCCUCACAAUCUUGCCUGAUAUGUGGAAUCUGCACUUCAAAAAUUGUUUGACUGAUAGAUCCAAAAACUAGACAUUUAAAGCUUUAACAUGCUUCACAUAGAACCUCAAUACAACACCUUGAAGAAUCCCAAAAAAAUAUACAAAUUUAAUCUCUUAAUUUUCCCAUUAGUCUUUAUUCAAUUUCUACAAAAUCUUUUGAAUUUUUUACCCAACAGAAAAUCUUCUAGUGAUAAAAAUAUGUGGUACUACGUCUGGAGGGUAUGGGAGAUGUGAUAGAAUUUCGUUUUGUCGUUCGAUUUCGUCUUCAUUUUUGAAUUUUUUAUUCAACAGAAAAUCUUGUAACGAUAAAAAUAAGUGGUACUAGGUCUGGAGGAUGUGAUAGAAUUUCCUCAUCUAGCUCUGCUAUUUUUUGGCUGGACUGCAAAGCAUUGCUGCCCUUUAAGUUUGUUUACAGUGCUUUUCAAAGGUCCAUGUCUCGUACUAUUUUUUUUAACAAGCCAAUUUCGCAGUUUGGAAUUUGCUGUGGUGAUAUGCAUGCAUGAAUACUAUAUUUUAAAAUAAAAAUAAUUGUUUGAAAUUUAACAGUUCAUCAAAUUCAUCAGUUAGAAUACAACUAGUAUAUAUCUUUUGUAAAUAUGUGAAUAGUUUAUUUAUUGACUUUGAUUGUGUUGUGAUUUGUACUAUUUUUAAUAAAGUAUCCC
Acanthoscelides obtectus is the source of this 3411-nucleotide messenger RNA. NCBI's taxonomy places the organism in Eukaryota, Metazoa, Arthropoda, Insecta, Coleoptera, Chrysomelidae. The record is from the annotation of a GenBank genome assembly.